Symbiodinium natans is the source of this 2094-nucleotide messenger RNA. Lineage: Eukaryota; Dinophyceae; Suessiales; Symbiodiniaceae. The record is from the annotation of a GenBank genome assembly.
AUGUGUUUUUGGCAUGCCGCCUUGCUGCUUCGUUUGACCACCGUCGCCGGGACGUUCCCUCUCGGCUCGCUGUACAGCACGGGGCUGCGGGCUCUAGCACAUAGGUCUAAAACCGGUGCAGACUACGACCUGGACCUCCUGGAAAGGCUUCUGUCAUCCAAGGCCGAUGCCUGCUGCGAUCUCCCCACCAUGCGCAAGAUGCGCAGGGAUUUCGAUAGCUCUGAUUUCCACGACUGGUCCGGAGUGCCGGACGUCCGCCGUGCGUCAGACCAACUGACCUAUUUCCUUGCGCUAGAAUUGGUUUCGAACUCGGAGGCUGGCUCUGCUGCGCUUCAGAAGUGGGUGAAGUCACAGAAGAUCCACAUUGUAAAUUCACUGGAAUGGCCUGAUGGGCAUGACCGGGCUUAUGAUGGGUGUCCUGGUGUCUUCGCCAUGGUUUCCCUGUGCAUGGCAGAGAGCCUGAUAGUAAAGCUAUUGCCUGUAGCGUCUGCGGACGCUCAUUGGACAACUUGGGCGUCCACAAUGCGAGAGAUAUUGCAGUUGUUUGUGCCUGUCGGCCAAUUGAUCCGAAGGCAUGUGAGAAGCACAAGUUAUGAUCCAGCUUCACCGCUGCAUGAAGCCAUGUUGUAUUGGCAUGCCAGAGCUCGCCGACGGCUUGGCAUUCUGCAUGUCUCCUUCAGCGAGCCCUGGUACCCCAAGCCAGGAAAGUUGCGGCUUUGGCUACGCCUUGGGGACAUGUUGCGGACGUUCAUCUCUGCAGGUCGUCCUGCGCAGGUCCCCGUGGGUCGGACACCAGCCACGCUUCCGGACCAGCUGCAAAUCAUCACGCAAAGAAACACCUUUGGACAGACUGGCGGAAUGGGCCUGGGAUCCUCAUCUCAUGCCCAGAGGAGCGCCCUCGGAGACCUCGUGCAGGCCCUGCGCGCGGUGCGGCGGCGGUUCUCCUCACGUGAGGAGCUGCCAAAGGAGUUGGAAACCAUGUGGUGGCCAAUCAAGGGCUCUGCUAUUGCCAUGCUCAGGCAUGGCGCGUGGCACGGAAACCUCGCCAAAGGCAAAGUGGACAUCGUUGACAUUGACAUGGACUUCUCCAUCCUCGUCGGGUCACCAGCCUUGUGGUUCAAAAUCUGUGUCUUUCUCACCGACUUCCUGAUCUCCAAAGGUUGGGAAGGCUGCUCACACCACACUUUCGGCUGGUAUUUGUCGGGACAUGGUCCGGAAGGGACUGCCUGGAAUGUGCCUUCGCCAAACCAAACCACAAUGGAUGGUAGGGGAGCUUCCCUACUCACCUGCGCCAAGCUUCACCCUUCUUCGAACGCAUGGGUUCAGUUUGAGCUUCUCUGGAAUAAGGUCAUGCAGCUCGUUCAACCUGGUAAGGCUGGGCAAGAAGACUGUGACGCAUGCGCAGGCAGGACCCCGGACGUCAACAACGGCUGCGACAAUUUCCCGAAGGGGCCAGAAGUAUGGCUUAGAAAACUCUUCUGGCUGAAGGAAAAGGUUCGCCAGCACAUGUUGACUGGCUUGCCAAGCCAGUUGCAUGGCUUCGUUGUCACAACCAAUGUAGUGUGCGAGAUUGGUUCAAACCGUUGCUUCCUGGCCGGCACAUAUCCGCACCAGUGUUGGUCAGGUGGCAUCCCUCUUGGCUGCAUCUAUCCGCAAAAGCGCUGUGGAGCUUACAACGUGUCGGUGGCCUGUGCCAGGUGCAACAGGCAUGAGAUCAAGUGGUUCAACCACGGAAAGUAUUGGGCCCGCCAUCCAAGCCGGCCCUGCCUGGCUCUGCCAAUGAUCUUCGGAAGAUCCGAACACUCUGUGUCUCGUGGGCUGUACCAUGAUCGCAAUUGGGUCGACGGCCGAAAUCUGCUCCUGCAUCAGGAUGGCAUCACAGAUGAGGAUGUUCAGGUGCUCGAGACCACCUCCCAAAUGCUCCGGUCACGGGGCUUCGACACUUUUGGCCCAGAAGACAGGGCCGAAUGUGCUCCUGCUGUAGACGGUCGCAGAAGUAGCAUUCUCGUCAUCGAUGCCGAUGCAUGCUUGCCUGACUGCAACUACUCAUUCCAAUCUGGAGAAACAGGGUCCGAGGGCUACCGAGGCUACUGA